Acomys russatus (golden spiny mouse) is the source of this 3593-nucleotide messenger RNA. It is a transcript of the gene Nrde2, whose product is annotated as NRDE-2, necessary for RNA interference, domain containing. Gene Ontology annotation, biological process: negative regulation of RNA catabolic process; regulatory ncRNA-mediated post-transcriptional gene silencing. The record is from RefSeq and is a predicted model, not a curated record. Lineage: Eukaryota; Metazoa; Chordata; Mammalia; Rodentia; Muridae. Gene Ontology annotation, cellular component: catalytic step 2 spliceosome. The transcript has 14 exons. Bases 60 to 3548 code for a protein of 1162 amino acids. Gene Ontology annotation, molecular function: protein binding.
ACCAGAGCUCUCCAGGCGGCGCCAUUUCUGUGGCGGGAGUGGUGGUUCGGCCUGUGAUCAUGGCGCUGUUCCCGGCCUUUGCGGGCAUAAGUGAAGCCUCCAGUGGCGAGGCAUCCAGGAAAGAAUUAGACUGGCUGAGCAACCCGAGCUUCUGUGUUGGGAAUCUAACGUCUCUGAGCCAGCGAACCGAAGAGGUUGCAGCCCUUGCUUCUGAAGGGCCACCACUGACGAGGAGUCCUCUGAAGUCAGAGCCCUCAGAUGACAGUGACACUGGCCAGAAGCUCACACAGAUAAGCAGAAAGAAGAAGAAAGAGAAAAAGAAGAAAAAGAAACAUCAGCACCGCAAGAAAGCCAAGAGGCGACAGGAGCAGUCAAGCAGCAGUGGGUCUGAGUCGGACACAGAUUCUGGGAAGGACAGGUCUUCCCGGAGCAUCAGGGAUGGUCAGAAGGAACCUGAGAAACCCAGUCAAGGAAGUGAUGCUGCUGCUGCUGCUGCACAUAGCUCCAUUUGGCUGGAAGAUGUUCAGACUCUGACAGCCGUCUUCAGGACAGAUAAGAAACCAGAUCCUGCCAAUUGGGAGUAUAAAUCUCUGUACCGAGGGGACAUAGCAAGGUACAAGAGGAAGGGAGACUCCUGCCUGGGCCUCAAUCCGAAGAAACAGUGUAUAUCUUGGGAAGGGGCUUCCGCAGCAAAGAAGCGUCCACACAAGCCCCCGGAGCGCUAUUUUACCAAGAAGAGUGUGGGACUGCUGCGUGCUGAGGGAAUCGCCGUGUGCAGUAACCCUGAGCCUCCCUCCUCUGGGCUAGUCACGUUCAUCCCAGUCAAGGACUCUGCUGAGGUGGCUGCUCCUGUUCCAACGUGGUUGAAUCCUCUGGGGAUUUAUGAUCGGUCUACCACGCAGUGGUUACAAGGACAGGGUCCAGCAGAGCAAGACACAAAGCCGCCAGAGUCACAGCAGGACAGGGAGAGUGCUGUGCUUAAGGCCAGAGUGGAGGAGUUUAACAGAAGGGUUCGGGAGAAUCCGAGGGACACUCAGCUGUGGAUGGCGUUUGUGGCUUUCCAGGACGAGAUCAUGCGGAGCCCUGGCCUCUAUGCCCUCGAGGAAGGAGAACAGGAGAAGCACAGGAAGUCCCUGAAGCUCCUCCUGGAGAAAAAACUGGCUGUGUUGGAGCGCGCCAUCGAGAGCAACCCCAGCAGUGUGGACCUGAAGCUCACCAAGCUGCAGCUGUGCACGGAGUUCUGGGAGCCCAGUGCACUGGCCAAGGAAUGGCAGAAGCUCCUCUUCCUGCACCCCAACAACACAGGCCUGUGGCAACGCUACCUCUCCUUUUGCCAGAGUCAGUUUGGCACCUUUUCUGUGUCCAAACUCCACAGUCUAUAUGGCAAGUGCUUGAGCACCUUGUCGGCUGUCAAGGACGGCAGCAUGCUAUCCCACCCCGUGUUGCCAGGCACCGAGGAGGCCAUGUUUGCGCUCUUUCUUCAGCAGUGCCACUUUCUACGGCAGGCUGGCCACUCAGAGAAGGUCAUCUCUUUGUUCCAGGCCAUGGUUGACUUCACCUUCUUCAAGCCUGACAGUGUGAAAGAGCUGUCUACUAAAGUACAGGUAGAAUUCUUUGAACCAUUCUGGGACAGCGGAGAGCCGCGUGUUGGGGAGAAGGGAGCCCGAGGCUGGCGGGCAUGGAUGCACCAGCAGGAGCGUGGUGGCUGGGUGCUUGUCAACCCAGACGAGGAUGAGGAGGAGCCAGAAGAGGAUGACCUGGAGAUAAAAGACAGGGCUCUCCCCAGGUGGCAGAUCUGGCUUGCUGUUGAGCGGUCUCGAGACCAGAGGCACUGGCGUCCCUGGCGCCCUGAUAAGACCAAGAAGCAGACGGAGGAAGACUGUGAGGACCCCGAGAGACAGGUGCUGUUUGAUGAUAUUGGACAAUCCCUGAUCAGACUUUCCAGCCCGAGUCUUCAGUUCCAGCUCAUCGAGGCCUUCCUGCAGGUCCUGGGCGUGCCUUCUGGCUUCCUUCCGCCAGCCUCCUGCCUUUACUUGGCCAUGGACGAGAGCAGCAUCUUCGAUAGUGAACUUUCUGAUGAAAAGCCUUUGACUUACUUCAACCCUUCUUUCUCGGGCAUUAGUUAUGUCGGCUACAUGGAACAGUUGGGCUGUCCUCGCUGGACCAAAGGUCACAACCGAGAGGGCGAGGAGUUUGUCCGCAACGUCUUCCACCUCGUGCUGCCUUUGUUCUCAGGCAAACAGAAGUCCCAGCUCUGCCUCUCCUGGCUACGGUACGAGAUUGCGAAGGUCAUUUGGUGUUUACACAAUAAAAAGAAGCGAUUAAAGUCUCAGGGAAAGAACUGCAAAAAACUAGCCAAGAAUCUCCUUAAGGAGCCAGAAAACCGCAACAACUUUUGCUUGUGGAAGCAGUAUGCACACCUGGAGUGGUUGCUCGGCAACACAGAAGAUGCCAGAAAAGUGUUUGAUACAGCACUCAGCAUGGCAGGCAGCAGCGAGCUGAAGGACUGUGAACUCUGUGAACUCAGUCUGCUCUAUGCUGAGUUGGAGGUGGAACUGUCACCUGACUCGAAAGAAGCCACCACAGGCCGAGCUGUCCAUGUAUUAACACGACUGACGGAGAGCAGUCCCUAUAGGCCCUAUGCUGGGCAGGUCUCAGCCACUCAGGUUCUGAAAGCUCGCAAGGCUUAUGAGCGUGCUCUGCAGGACUGUCUGGGACAGAGCUGUGCCUCCAGUCUAGCUACUGAAGAGUCCUGGGACUGCCUGGGCAGCUUGGUCAAAUGCUUUAUGCUCUUCCAGUAUUUGACUGUAGGGAUCGAUGCUGCUGUGCAGAUAUAUGGACAGGUGUUUGCCAAGCUGAAGGGCUCCGUUCUAGAAGGCCCUGGGCCCGAGGACAGCACCAGCUCCCAGAGUUUGACCAGUGUUCUUGAGGCUGUCACCCUGAUGCACACAAGUCUGUUGCGAUUCCACAUGAAGGUUAGUAUGCACCCUCUGGCUCCACUCCGAGAGACGCUCUCAGAGGCUUUGAGGCUGUAUCCGGGCAAUCAAGUUCUUUGGAGGGCUUAUGUACAGAUUCAGAAUAAGUCCCACAGCGCUAACAAGACUAGAAGAUUUUUCGACACUGUCACCAGGUCUGCCAAACACUUGGAGCCUUGGCUGUUUGCCAUCGAAGCUGAGAAGAUGAGGAAAAGGCUGGUGGAAUCUGUUCAGAGGGUAGGUGGUAGGGAGGUCCACGCCACAAUCCCCGAGACUGGCCUCACGCAUCGGAUCAGAGCCUUGUUUGAAAAUGCAAUUCGGAGCGACAAGGGCAGCCAGUGCCCCCUGCUGUGGAGAAUGUAUCUGAAUUUUUUGGUUCCCUUAGGAAACAAGGAAAGAAGCAAAGGCGUGUUCUACAAGGCCCUCCAGAGCUGUCCUUGGGCAAAGGUGCUGUACAUGGACGCCAUGGAGUACUUCCCAGACGAGCUGCAGGAGAUCCUGGAUGUGAUGACUGAGAAGGAGCUGCGUGUCCGCCUGCCCUUGGAGGAGCUGGAGCUACUGCUGGAGGAUUAGAGUGUAGCCAGCGGCUGUGCAGGGCAGAGCGGGGACAAGGGGCCC